AAGCCGCUUGAGAUCCGAUGGACCCUUGGGGAAAUCGCGCGGGAACACGUUAGUCGGUUCUGCGCCUCAACGCUGAAUCUACGAGACAUCUUGUCUUGGACGGGCCGCCCCAUAAUUUUCGAUCGUAGGGCUCCCUGGGUUCGUUCUUACAUCCCUGAUCAAGGUCAAAUAUCGAUAUAAACUCCGGAUCGGAAUGUUAAAAUCGAUAUUAAGCCGUGCUUAAGAUCUCGUCGCGGCCACGUCUGCCCAUAGCCAGGACUGGCUUUUCCGGUCCAAAGAACUUCGGCGAGAUACACCACCAAAAUGUCGACAUCAAUGCUUGACGGUGGCUUCGGAUUCUCCAAGAUGAUAUCUCAAAUAUCUUUGUUCCUUUUCACUUGCGCUGCAAUGGUAUCGGCGCUUCCAUCAAGCCUUCAACCUCGCCAAUCGUUCACAAUAGGCUUUUACGCGCAUGAAUUAACACAAUUUGGCUGCAGGCCCAUCAUAUUCAUCUGGGCCAAAGCGACCAUAGAGCCUGGCAAUCUGGGAAAUACAGUUGGACCAGCGCUGUCGGAUGGGCUGAAGGCGGUUUUUGGACCUGCGAACGUCGCGACCCAGGGGGUAGAUUAUUGGGGCUUUAUUGAAACGAACUUCUACCCUGGCGGAGCGCCACCCUGGGGAAUUUACGACAUGCAACUUCUUUUGAACGCGGCAGCGACUUGUCCCGACUCAAAAAUUGUUGCUGGAGGCUACAGCCAAGGGGCAGCGCUCACUCACCGGGCUAUUGAAAGUCUAACCCAAGAAGUGAAGAAUAAAAUCAUAGGAGUGGUGACCUUUGGCGAUACCCAAACAUGGCAGGACGGGGGCCGAAUCAAGGACUUCGAUACGAACCGGACACUUAUUAUCUGUAACGCGGGGGACGCCGUGUGCACCGGGACCCUCUACGUCUUUCCGGUGCAUUUCGACUACGUGAAAUGGGUGCCUACCGCUGUUUAUUAUCUCACAAAUAAAUUGCUCGAUAACGCAGUUACAAGGCCGUGGCCAAAUGGAAGUUUUAUAUUCCCCAACGUCACUGUACCCUCGAUACCACAGGUCCCGGCGCCACCCCAAGCCGCUGACGCGGUUCCUAUGUCGCUUCCUCCGUUACCGACACCCAUCAUCUCGGAUGCCUGAGAUUUGAAUUUGAGCGUUUUAUUGAUUAUGUUAUAAUGGUGUUAUCUUUGGUCUGGGUGAUCUUUCUACGCCCGAGGGGUUUGCGCAUUAUUGGUUUCACGCACCUACGAGCAUGA
This is a messenger RNA of Annulohypoxylon maeteangense, 1268 nucleotides long. Its product is annotated as carbohydrate esterase family 5 protein. Gene Ontology annotation, biological process: carbohydrate catabolic process. Bases 304 to 1152 code for a protein of 282 amino acids. NCBI's taxonomy places the organism in Eukaryota, Fungi, Ascomycota, Sordariomycetes, Xylariales, Hypoxylaceae. Gene Ontology annotation, molecular function: cutinase activity. The transcript is spliced from 3 exons. The record is from RefSeq and is a predicted model, not a curated record. Gene Ontology annotation, cellular component: extracellular region.